Pyricularia grisea is the source of this 2088-nucleotide messenger RNA. RefSeq lists its product as uncharacterized. Bases 124 to 2088 code for a protein of 654 amino acids. Gene Ontology annotation, molecular function: cysteine-type peptidase activity. NCBI's taxonomy places the organism in Eukaryota, Fungi, Ascomycota, Sordariomycetes, Magnaporthales, Pyriculariaceae. The record is from RefSeq and is a predicted model, not a curated record. The transcript has 3 exons. Gene Ontology annotation, biological process: proteolysis.
AGCCGACUUAUGCUUGCAAUUUUACGGACCGUGUUAUUAAAGAAAACGCGAUAAAGUGGCGCGACGGGACCAACCCACUGUCGAAACCAAAGUCGGUCGGUCAUUCAGCCUCUAGAUUCUAGUAUGCUGGACGAUAAAGCCCCGCGCAAAUUCGGGAGUCUAAGCCCUGACACUCAACAUGAAUCUUUCCAAGACGCUCCGACUGGCUCAAUGGCGUCCGACUCUAAUAUCACAAUCGCAUUCGACGAUCCGAACUGCUCGCAACCAACCGAGACUACCCCCGAGACGGUCACGGCCGUACCUGUGAAUAGACCGAUUGAUAAAGCUGCUGAACAUGCAGCUGUAGCGCUCGGUGCUUCUGCAAACCCCUCGACGCAAGCUGGCAGCUCGAAAGACGACGCUAUCGAUAUUACAGACGACGAGAGCAGACUGCACACGCCAGCUCGAUUCGUCCACGAAGGUCAGAUCGUUUGCGCAGCGAAUCAAGUCUCUACGCCGCCCGCUCAGCCAACCAUCCUGGCCACCACGGAGGAUUACAACGACGAACUCGAUACUAUUGAAAACUGGACGAUCGACCGCAAACAGUGCAUUGUUACGUUCGCGAUGAAACGAACAGAUGGAAGCAAGCGGUUGGUGCCUGAGUGCAUAGUUCAAGCCCAAAAUCAAGAUAAGGUCCUGGCCUUUUGGGGAAAGUUCGAGCAGCCACGAGAGACCACAACUAAAUGCAGCACAUACCGAAUUUUCAAAAUACUGGACCACGACUUUAAAGGCAAGAUUAUACGGGUACGAGUACAAUGGGUUGGAUACCUGGAGGAGCUUGCCACCUGGGAAAAUGCGUCGAAGUUGUUGAGCACCCUUGAUAAGGAUAGGGUAAAGGAAUAUCUAGAAAGAGUUCCAGUAGGGCCUGAUAUAUCACGUAUCCGCGAACUGUUGGAUAAACAUUCGAAGACUGGAGUGACGCCUUCCAAACGCAGAUCGUCUGCGGCGAACCCGCCAUCCAAGCGGCCCCGGGCUGAACCCACAAAAGCUGCAGGAGAAAAAUCUCAAACUGGUCCAGCAUCGAUAAAGCACAGUCGUCCUCCGAAGAAGCCACCUGUAACUCCAACUUCAGCACCGGCUUCAUCUCCGUCUCCGGCCCCGGGUCCAGGUUCAACUGGAAUAGUGGCAUAUGACUUGCGCCCCAAGGACAAGAUCAUGGGCGGCCUUUCAGAUUCUGACCUUUAUCCACUGCAGCCCGGCGUAUCUGGUAAGCAAGCAUGGCUUACUGGCAGGAUCAUCACAUCCUUCCUAAAGAACCUGGCCCUCCUCUGCGACAUGGCGACUUUCGAAGUCGUAGAGCCCGGGUCAUCUGACCGUUUGCUAUCGAAAGACAUUCGCAAAUUUGCCGAGACCAACGGCGCCAUGGUUGCCAUCUGCUUUAACAGCCAUUGGGUUUUGGUCAUGAUCUGGCCCUCGCGCCGUGAAGUCGGGAUCUGGGACUCACUUCGGUCAAACAAGUCGGACAAGCCAACUGAGCCAGAUAGGCCAGUAAUAGAGUACGUUGGGUUUAACAUCCAGCGACUUUUGGGCAUCGAUCCACCAACAUUUGAGCCCUCCGCCUCAGCCACUGCUUCCGGCUGGAAAAUAAAGUGGGAGCCAUGCCCACAGCAGCAGUCUGACUUUGACUGUGGGAUCUCCGUCCUGGUUGCAGCGAGCUUUUAUGCGACCGGCCACGAAAUGCCUUCUUCUUUGGCUUAUGACCUGUGGCGGCGGCUACUGUUGGCCAUCGCUUCAGGAAAUGUGUUCUCGCUGCCGAAGAUGGAGGAGCUACCCGAAUCCCUCCGCUCGCUGCCUCCAAAGCCCGAUAUCAAACUGAUUGGAACACAUAUUCAGGGGCUACAAGAUUUUCAAGCCCGCCAAGUCGCUCGAGCAUCCAUUGUCGAGGCCCUCCCCACCGCAAUUUCUGUUAUAAAAAGUCUAAAAGCCCAGGUGGCGGAAAAGUACAUGCAGACGCGUUUUGUCGAUCUUGAGGAUCUGUACUUUAGACUCCAUAACAUCAGUCUCGAUACUUACUCACAAAAGUUGGACGUGCCUUCCGAUUCUCGAUAG